GGGGCAGCGCCGGGUGCGGGGCCGGGAUCGCCCCGGGCUGGAGCGGGGCCUGGCGCGGGGGCCGGAGAGGGCAAGAACUGCAUCACAGCUUUUCCUGCUGAACCUGACCAGUGUCAAUGAUGGCAAGACUCGUAAGUGCUGCACCAUAUACCCUUUGGAUCUUUUUCUUUUCAUAUGCAACAAAUGAAGAUGUUGUACUGUCUCAGAGUAUGCAGAAGUUGUAUCAGAAAAAAAUAACACAAGUGGACUACAGAAAAGUAGAAAUUGUCACUCUGAUCUCUCCAUCAGUUCUUUCCCAUUUUCAUGUUCUCCUUAACUGUAUUUUUGAACAUACAGUUAAGCCGAGGGCCCCCAAGAAUCUUACCAUUGAGAAGGCUAAAAAUGGUAAUUUCAAUCUGAGCUGGGAGGAGAGCUACUCUCCUCCAUCCACACUCUCUGGACAACCAGUCAUCUAUGAACUGAAAUACUGGAGGAAGCAGCACCCGAUGGAGGUUUCUGUAAAAGCAAUUAACUACCAGGCAAAAAGCUUUGAGAUUACUGCAAGCUCCUUGAGGAGGGGCUAUGAUUACGUUGCAAGUCUCAGGUGUAACUACACAGACUACCCGGCCUACUGGAGUGAAUGGAGUGAAGAAGUUGAAUUUCACUAUGAUUACCAAGUGACAGCUGAAGACAUUCUGCAGAUGGCUGUGCCCAUAUCCUGCAUACUGAUCAUGGCAGGAUCUGUCAUUUGCUACUUCUGUUUUACAAAAGUGAAGAAAGAAUGGUGGGAUGAAAUCCCAAAUCCAGCAAAGAGCCAUUUGGUUGUAAAAAAUGUCAAGUUUUCAGUUUUCUGCUACUUCGAUGAAAUUAAGUUCCCUUUCCAUGACUUAAAGCAGAGUCAUAUGGAAAAGCAAAUAAGUUGCAAGAACUGUCUGGCUCAAAGUUUGUCAAGCCAAAACUUCAAGGGAAAAGAUAACAUCAGAAAUGUUGAGAAAUCUUGCAGCUGCCACAGCAAGUGUGGAGAGUGGUUGCCAAAAGGCAGCAGUGCAGUUUUAACCCCUGAUACAACUCCAUUUGAAGACAUUAUUGAAAUCUGUGAAUGUUUAACAGACAGUGAGACUGGGAGCCAGGAAGAGACUGGCAACCAGAUCACCAUGUUUGAGCCUUGUGAGAGCAGCAUCGGUGCUUUCAGAGAGCACAAUGAGGCACUAGCUAACAUGUUUGAUGCACUCCUGGCAGAUGAAAAUAACGUGCAAGACAAUAAAGACUCAGACAUCCUCACAGGUGAGAGGAAAACCUUCAAGAAACUUGAGUUGGAAAAUCCACCACAGCGAAAUCCAAAAGAAAGCACAGCCCAGAGUCAGCGGCCAUGGGAUGUUUCUCAUACAGCCUCUCUUUUCACCAAAGCCUCUCAAGAUGACUACAAUUGUAGUACAUCCAGCAAGGAGUCAGAACUGUCGGAAGAAUCCUUUGAAUCUGGCUAUCAGAGCUCCAGCAUAAAUUCUGCUUCUCUGGAUGCAAGAGAUCUUCAACAAAUGGUUCAUCAAAACCUUUUUCUACACGGUUCAGAAAGUGAGAGGGACUCUUGUGUCCUGAUCCAGGAAUCUACAAAUAAACCAUUCUUUGGGACUAAAACAGACAGAAUAAACAACCCUGCAAACAAGAGUUUUGAUACCCUUGUGUCUGCACCCGUGAGGUUGUGUGAUUCUGCAUAUAAGAGCUUUGACUCCCUUAUGUCUCCAUCUGUGGAGCCCUGUAGUUCUGCCUACAAGAGCUGUGACACCCUUUCGUCACCAUCCCUGGAGCCCUGUGGCUCUGCCUACAGGAGCUUCAAUGCCCUCGUGUCCCAGUCCAUGGCCAACAGUAGCCUGACUCUGUGCUUUGAAAGUGCAUGUUCCUCACAGCCUCCAAGACAAUUGUCAGAGACACCAGAAUGCAGCUGUAGAGAUCAAAUUGCUCAGCCCGCUGGCAGUGGGACAUGUCAUGUCAGCCGCAGGUCUCCCUACACUGAGCUUGACUUUCCAAACACCUGUUCAGAGCGUACUGAUUUUCCAUCUUUCUCCACACAUGCAAAUGAAGGUGCUUCAGCUUUCCUAUCAGAGGAAGAAAUACAUAAGCAAGUAAUAUAUCAAAAUUUUCCAAAGAGAACCAAUAUAACUUCUUGCCCUAUUGCACCUCAGCCAUCAGGUUAUCAGCCUUUUGAUAGUGCAGGUAGAUGUAAUGGUCCAUACUGUGACAAUGAGAUUAUCUCGUUACAGGAAUCCUUCAUUGGUCUGUGCAACAAUCUCAAAGAAGCACCUCCAGAUAUUGCAAUCUGUGAACUUGACCUGAGGACAAAGGACUGUGUGUGUUUGACUGUUCAGAGUCCUGGUUGCAGCGUUGUCCCAGGUUUAGCCUCUAGUGAGAAUGACACACAGACCAGUAAUGGCAGCCCUUGGAUCGAUAGCUCUAAUGAGCUGUCUGGUGAUAGCAAUGACGAAAAUAUCAGCAGAGAGGAACAGCUGUUGCAUUUGUUAGAGCUGAACUGUCAAGAUUUAAACAGCAGAGAAAGAACUACACAGGGAACAAAACAGAACAGCUUUAACUCUACUGGCAAAGUAAUGCAAGAGAGCGGCAAUGACAAACUGAAUACUGACUGCCACUGCCACCCACACAGCCACUUGAGGGAACUUGGAGAUGCAGGGGGAAGUGGAGAGAUGCUGAAGCAUGUAGAAGGGAAGGGGAGUGGCUCAGCAGCCAGCUUACCAGCAUCACUGGACAGCAUUACGCUAAACUUAGGCAGAAAAACUGCAGGGCCCCUGGAGCACCACAUCUCAGAAAAGCUGUCACUUCGUUGUCUUGUGAAUAACUCCAGUCCUUCUGAUUCUCACGCCAUUCACAGUGAGGACUCCAGACUGGCAGUUGCAGUUAAAAAAAGAUCAAUAGAACCGUUCAAGGAAAACAGCAGGAAGAAUGAGAAAAAAAUGAAAUUUGCGCAAGCCCUUGCCCAAGAGGACAACUGCUAUAUGGAGGUAGCUUAGCCACAUUUGCCAAGACUGAGCGAGCCUUUCGAAAUAAACUGUAUGGCAAAUUGAAA
Messenger RNA from Lepidothrix coronata (blue-crowned manakin), 3055 nucleotides. RefSeq names its product interleukin 4 receptor (gene IL4R). NCBI's taxonomy places the organism in Eukaryota, Metazoa, Chordata, Aves, Passeriformes, Pipridae. Gene Ontology annotation, molecular function: cytokine receptor activity; protein binding. The transcript has 9 exons. The record is from RefSeq and is a predicted model, not a curated record. Gene Ontology annotation, biological process: cytokine-mediated signaling pathway. Bases 117 to 2999 code for a protein of 960 amino acids. Gene Ontology annotation, cellular component: membrane; external side of plasma membrane.